AUGCCUCAAUUUAGCAAGUUCAAUAUUCGCUCCAAGGACUACGAGGCGCUGCCUACGGCAGACUCAGAAAAGGACCAGCAUGGAAGCCGAUCUAGCGAAGAGUCCGACGUCCCAUUGAUGGAAGGAGAGUUGAAUGGAGCUAAGAAGAUAUCUCGAGUUCAACGAGCUUUCACGACAUUCAAAGAGGCAAUGAAGAGCCCGAUGUUCAUUAUCAGCUUCUUGCUUUUUCAAAUUGGUGUCAGCAGUCUGUUUCUUGCUUGGCAGCACUCUCACCGCUUCAACGCGAGACUGAAAGAUAUCUCGAUGCAUUCACCGGUGCUGGACAAAAUCGAGAUUCCCUUGGUAUUGCGUAAAAGCUACGCACAGUACGGGAUGGGCGGCCCAGAGAUCUGGCGCGCAGAACCUAGCGAAGAGGUUGACAAGGCAUGGGAACGUGAUCCUGGUGUUUACUUGUUCCGUUGGAUGGAAGAGUUCAACCGCCCGAUUGCAGACACUAAUAUUUGGCGGAAGUGUUGGGACUUCGAGAGUGUGCUUCAAGAGCACAAUGAACUUGCUGUCAAGGAUAUGAUGGAGACUGAUGUGAGGAAGCCAAACGGGGUAAAAACGGUACCGGCUCCGGAAGGCGUGAUGAAAAUUAUUCGGAACUACCAGAAGACUCACCCUGAUUAUAACCCCGGACAAUAG
Colletotrichum aenigma is the source of this 684-nucleotide messenger RNA. RefSeq lists its product as uncharacterized. The coding region runs from base 1 to 684 and encodes 227 amino acids. Lineage: Eukaryota; Fungi; Ascomycota; Sordariomycetes; Glomerellales; Glomerellaceae. Gene Ontology annotation, biological process: mycotoxin biosynthetic process. The transcript has 3 exons. The record is from RefSeq and is a predicted model, not a curated record.